Penicillium lagena is the source of this 372-nucleotide messenger RNA. RefSeq lists its product as uncharacterized. NCBI's taxonomy places the organism in Eukaryota, Fungi, Ascomycota, Eurotiomycetes, Eurotiales, Aspergillaceae. The transcript has 2 exons. The record is from RefSeq and is a predicted model, not a curated record. The coding region runs from base 1 to 372 and encodes 123 amino acids.
AUGCCUGAGGCAAAAUUCGAUGUUGUCAGGAAGAUUCACAACUACAUACCUUUCUGUUUCAUUCGGGAGCUUUUCUUUCACUGGAGGGAUCCCGCGUUCAAGGAUGUGCAUAAGGUAUCGUCAAGGUAUCGUCAACGUCUGGUUUUCACGGUGCUCUGGGGCAAAUCAACUGUGCCACGGCCGAAGCUGGCAUUCUCGGACCCACAAAAACUGUCGACUCUGAAUGGGGUCGGUACGUACGAUAUCUGCGCAAAUGCAGUGGCCUAUGGUUGGAUUGGCACCCGUAUAACGCGUCCACUAGCCGAUUCUCAAGCUUUAAUGAUUGCGGGACAGGAGAUACGAUCAGGGAUCCCACUGAAUGCCAAGAAAUAG